This is a messenger RNA of Armigeres subalbatus, 8408 nucleotides long. Its product is annotated as G-box-binding factor-like. Lineage: Eukaryota; Metazoa; Arthropoda; Insecta; Diptera; Culicidae. The record is from RefSeq and is a predicted model, not a curated record. The transcript is spliced from 8 exons. The coding region runs from base 664 to 2181 and encodes 505 amino acids.
CGGUCGGAACGGGUGCUCGUACUGUCGCGUGAUUCAAAGCAACCCGUAUAUAGAUUAUUUUGCAUUGGUGCGAACAGUUCGAUUCGGGCAGCUGUUUUUCCAUCCGCAGUUUACGGCGCGCUUUUCCGGAUGCUGUCCCUGUAGGGUUCCACCAAACGUUAACUAAGCUUGUUUGUUUGCUGCCCAGUAGUUACAACGAAUGUAAAUUCAUCCUCCCACGGAAUGCGAUGGCAACCACAUUGCUUGUUUCCCGGCGAUUAACUGUGACACAUAUUGUUGAAAGCGUCAUAUUCUGAGUUCCGACCAAGCUCUUCAGAGGAAACAUCGAUCUAAACCUACAGGCAAACAGUGUGUCAGUGCAGUGCUUCGCUUGUUUGUGCAUAUCAUUUAGAAGAUGCGAGAUGCGAGUAAUUUCAACUAACCAUGAAGUAUAUAUCCACAAUGCUCAUUGUUAGUCACGCAACUACUGUAUUUACCAGGUAUCCCCUACUUUGUUUUACUAAUUACGUAAAUUCUCGGUGAUUCAACGAAUGUUACACAUAGCUGUUAAGCGCAGCAACAAGUGUCGCCUAUCGCAAUCGAAUCCAUUUCCGCCAAUAGCUCUCGGCUCGGCGUGACGACGCACCACCCACUGAUGUGAACCACCCUCCAUUCACAAAUCAAAUGGAGAAUCCCUCCGUGAUGCCAGCGUCUGGCCACGUAGCCAGCGUAAAUGCAUUGAACAUGUUCGACAAGAUGCACACGUCUCCGUUUACAGUGACUGCAGAAUUGUCCCUUCCUGUGCCGGCACAACCACCAUCAGUUUCGUCUAUGUUUUAUCCGCCCUUUGACGUACUCAAUGUGACUUCGUCCUUCGUUUCCAUUGCGUCACCAAGCCAGACACCCACAUUGGUUACCACUAGCACCGUCGGGCCCUCUGUUAGUACCGAAGAUUUCGUUGUGCUUCCAGGGCCAGAGGACGUCCUGUUGUUCAACAGUUCCAAUGGUCUGUACCAGCAGUCGGUGACGCUAACCGCCCGGAUGUAUCCGAUUGAGGCCACCGCGGCAAAGUCAAUCUGGGGCCUACCGACGCUGAUCUGGGGUAUCCUGAUCGGGACCAUUGUCAUACUGAUCGUUAUCCUCGCGACACUUUUCUUCUGUUGCUGGCUACAACCACGAUCUCGAAAAUUGCUCAGCUCCAGCUAUUACACGGGAAGCAACGUAUCUCACAACUCGGUCGUGCCCAAGUCGCACACCAGUGAUUCGAACCAGCUAGUGAUGCCAUUGUCCAUCGGGAUAUGCCCACCACAGUAUAGCGCACCACCUCCCCCGACAAGCAACAACAGCGGUAGCAACAGCAGCAAUCUUCACCAGCAAAACUGCGCGGCAGUAACAUCAACCGGGAUACCAUGUCAUCCUGCUGGAGGCAGUGUCGGUAACAGCGCCGGACACCACGGCAAAUACGGCAGUUCACCGCAGCAGUAUUCGCAUGCAUAUCAUCCUCAACAGCAACCACAGUUUCAACAUCACCAUCAAUGCAUUCAUCAUCAACAACAACAGCAGCAGCAGCAACAACAACAGUAUCAUUCUCAUUAUGCUCAACUGCAACAUCAGCAGCAUCAACAAAGUGGUCAGUACCCUCAUCAACAGCAGACUUUACAGCAGUAUUACAAUCAACAGCAGCAACAACAUCAGCAGCAACAACAACAACAGCAUCAGCAAAUAACGCAAUACAUUCAUCCAUCACAACAGCAAGCCCUUCAACAACAGCAACAGAGAGAGCAUCAAACCCAACAACACCACUAUCAUCAUCAGCCGCACCAUCACCAACAGCAACAACAACACCAGCAGGGACAAUUGGUGCAUCACAAAUCCAUGUGGGCCAUUAAUCCACUGUAUGCCUCCAGUGGGGGAAUAAAUGAUGCUAGCGGUGAUGGAACCGACGAGGACUGUGGCAGCACAUCCUACAGAACACGAUCCCUACCGUCGUGGGGCAAAAACAAGCAGAGGCCGUUAUCCAACGCGGAUGACCUGGACGAACUGUAUGCUAAGGUGAAUUUCAGCAAAAAGCGCCGCAAUCGAAUGCGCAACGAUGAAGCGGCUAUCAUUGCCUUGUGCCGAUCGCGAUCGCAAAACCUUUCGGCACUUCCUCUGUCCGAUCAGGAUGCGGUCGUAGUGUACGAUGAACGGACGGCUCUAUAAACGUGAUUACGAUGCCCGGAAGGACAGUGACGACGAAUCUUAAAAUUAGAACGGAGAUCAUCUGUCUGUUUCAUAAAGAAUCGCGUUCCAAUCAAGCAGGGGUCCCGUUAGGACUCCAAACGUGAUGAAAUAAACAAAUACGAUUUCUAGGUAAUCAAUCGAUUCUAGUCAUAUGGCUUUUGAAAAAAAAACUUAACUGACGGAAUAUGAAAUUCACAUUUUGAAUAUGCGAGAAGAUUUUUCCUUUCUUAUGAAUAUGCAUCAUCUACAGCUUUUUAGCAAGAGAAGAAACGGUUAAUCGAUUUAAAAAAUUAAGGGACUGUUAAACCCUUUAGCGUUAACGUCAUGAAUAUUCAUCGCAACAGUUUGUGUUCCUUUUUAUACGUAUAAAAAAUAAGUGGAUACGGCUAUAGAGGGUGGAAUUCAUAGAUUACCGAAGACAACUGCUUUUUAUGAAACUCAUCACCGAUCAACCACACAUUCACUCUUAUUCAGAAUAAUAAGGGCUUUUCAGGUUUUAUUCUAUUACAUAUUGUUAGCAGCGGUUUCUAAAACUUACUGUUUUCAAAUUUUGUCAGGAGAUUCUCUGUAUAUCAAAGAAUGCUGCAGCUACGCUUCAGAAUACAUAUUUCAGUUUUAUAUUCACGUAACAUUGGUAGACUAGAACAAAACCUGCUGAAACCGUCAUUUUUCCUAGUUAGCCAUACGUCCGCUCUUUUUUCCACUAUCUGUAGCCACGACUAAUCAUGAAGGCACAUUUUGAUAGUUUGUGUUGCUAUCGAUAUAAUAAAUAAGGGUAAGCGUUAAGUGGACAUAUUUAUCAUCAGACAAAUUGUCAAUAAAUAUGUAAAUCAUUUAGGAAAAUUAAUCAUUGUUGGCGUUUGUUCCCCGAGACAGAAUUCGAGCUCUUCUCAUUGAAUUCAAGAUAUUGAACUUUUAAACAGAAACUUCCUAUAUUUGUAACCAAAGAAAUAACCUUUUCGUAAGAAUACCUAAACGAUAUCAUAUAAAACAGAAAACAGAGAGAGUGUAAAUGUUGUUAUUUAUACAAGAAAUUGUCAUAUUUCGACUAUUGAACCUAAUAACGUUUACAAAGACUGAUAGAAUUCCCAUUGAGAAAAAAAAAAGAUUUUUGUAAAAUAUUACUAACUACAUUCAUCAAGUUAGUGCCAGAUAUUCUUUAAAUUCUGCAUGUGAAUUAAUUGUGAUUGAAGUCAUGACAACUGCAAUGAUAUUUCUAACCUUUAUUUUUAUUGAAAAACGGUUUUAUGUUUAGCUCGCUGCGCUACAUGCCUUUUUGUAUCAUCCGGAGCUAUAUCGAACACUUCUAGCUUUUUCCACUUUCUUAACACUACAAAUACCGAGAUAAUAUUUGGAUACCUGGAUACCUGGUUGGCUACAGCGUCGAUACACCUAUGCCUGGCGUAUUGUAGAGCUCCAUAAUCGUAGGUCUUGAGCGAUGUUCCUCCAGUUUCUCCGAACGCUCAGGCCCGAUUCCACCGCGUACAGCCAGCGUGCAGUUCCACGAAGUCGCCGGCCCCUAUCUGAUUAUCUGUUGAAUAUUGUUUCCGCUAUUCGCUAAAGGGCCACUGGUAUAAUUAGAGUUUUGUAUAGAGCAAAUUUCGAUUCCGUCUGCAUGUUGCGGGACCUAAUCUGGUUACGUAAUACGUAAAAGGCCCUAUUUGCAGCAGCAAUUUUUCACUUCACGGGAAACGUCAUUGUCACAUGUCACAAGCGUGACAUGGCAAAGUUAAUGGUUAAGCCUAUCAUCGCCGUCUCCCUCUUCAGUGGGACAGAAGCCUCCACUACUGCUCUGCGAUCGUUUCCAAUAAGGUCGAUGUCUUCCGCAAAGCCCGGGAGCAUAUGCGACCGUGUGAUGAUAGUGCCGUUCCUCUGCACGCCAGAUAUUCUAAUAGCGUUCUCGAGUUCAAUGUUGAACAAUAAAUUCGAAAGUGCAUCAACCUGCUUCAACUAGUCUAAAGUCGCAAACGAGGUUGACACUUCGUCUGCAAUCCGGAUACUUAAUUUCGAGCAUUCCAGCGUUGCACGUAUCAGUCUUAUCAGUUUUGCCGGAAAACCAUGUUCGGACAGUAUCUGCCACAGCUCAUUUCUUUUCACCGAAUCGUACGCUGCUUUGAUAUCAAUUAACAGAUGGUGAGUCUGCAAGUUGUACUCCCGGAAUUUAUUAGGGAUCAUCGGUUGGCUAAACAUCUGAUCCAUUGUUGAUUGGCCCUCACGAAAACUUGCCUGGUAUUCGCCGACGAAGGACUCCUCAAGCGAUCUCAGUAUGUUAAACAGGAUUUUGUACUCUGAGUUCAGAAGGGUGAUCCCUCUGUAAUUGGCACACUCUAGUCUGGACCCUUUCUUAUAGAUUGGGCAUAUGAGGCCAUCCAACCAGACGGCAGGCAGUUCUUCAUCCUCCCAUAUUUGCUGGAUAAUGUGGUGGAUUGAUUGAUGCAGCUGAUCACUCAGAUUGGAGGAAACUUAAAAUUUAAAUCGCUAUAUCGGAAGGUAGUUGACCUGAUAGAUCAAUUGAUCUGAACUCCGGAAGACUUGGGAGAACUUGAAAUACUUGCUACAAGCAUGAAUGAAUUGCAAGUUAUACCUAUAGGUUAUUUGGACAUGUGUGGACUUGAUAGGUUGACGUCAUUUUGUACAGAGCGCAGUUGAUCUGGUAGACCAAUUGAUCUGAACUCCGAAACGGACAUCGGUAUGAUCUCGAACGUAGUUGACCUGGUAGACUAAUGGAUAUGAACUCCGAAACAGUUUGAAGAACUUAGAACACCUGGUUUAGGCAUGACUGAAUUGCAAGUUAUACCCAUAGGCUCUAUGGACAUGUCUGGGCUUGAUGGGUUGACGUCGGUGUGAUACAGAACGUAGUUGACCUGGUAGACCAAUUGAUCUGAACUGCGGAACAGUUUGAAAGACUUAGAACACCUGGUACAGGUAUAGGCUCUAAAAACAUUUGUGGGCUCGAUGGGUUUACGUCGUGGUGAUACAGAACGUAGUUGACCUGGUAAACCAAUUAUCUGAACUCCGGAAGAGUUUGGAGAACUUAAAAACCUGGUACAGGCUUGAUUGAAUUGUGAGCUAUACCCAAAAGCUCUAUGGACAUGUGUGGACUUGAUACAUCGACGUCGUUUUUGUACAGAUCGUAGUUGAUCUGGUAGACCAAUUGAUCUCAACUCCGAAACGAACGUCGGUGUGUUACAGAACUUAGUUGACCUGGUAGACUAAUUGAUCUGAGCUCCGAAACAUUUUGAAGGACUUAGAACACCUGGUAGAGGCAUGAUUGAAUUGCAAGUUAUACACAAAGGCCCUAUGGACAUGUGUGGGCUUGAUGGGUUGACGUCGUUGUGAUACAGAACGUAGUUGACCUGGUGACCAAUUGAUCUGAACUCCGGAAUAGUUUGGAGAACUUGAAACACCUGGUACACAAAGGCUCUAUGGACAUGUGUGGGCUUGACGGAUUAACGUCGUUGUGAUACAGAACGUAGUUGACCUGGUAGGUCAACUGAUCUGAGCUCCAGAACGAUUUGGAGAACCUGGAAUUUCUGUAGGAAUAUUGUUCAUAUUACGUUAUCUAUGUCCUCAGGAUUAUUUUUUGGACACAUUUAUGAAAAAUCCGAUUCAAGAUUGUUUUCCAACAUACAGUCGACUCUCUACAUCUCGAUGUUCUAUAUCUCGAUAUCUCUCCAUAUGUCGAUGGUUUUCUCAGUCCCUUCAAUUUACAUACAUUGGGCUUUCUACAUCUCGAUAACCUCCCUAUCUCGAUAUCCCUCUAUCUCGAUGGGUUCUGAUCAUAUUUUGUUCAGGAUAUACUCUCCUUAUGUCGAAUAUAGUCAGAUUUUCAGGCUACUAGACCAUCUUUGAACAAUAACAAACACAUCAACAACAGGAAACGACAUUUGUUUUGUUGUCGUUUUUCAUAGCAACUAGCUUUUUUGGAUCUAGUACCCAUUUAAAUUUUCCUUCCAUGCCUCGAUCUCUCCCUAUCUCGAUGGUCCCUUCAAUAUCAAGAUGUGGAGAGGCGACUGUAGUAAACCCUUCCAAAGGCAUGUAGGGAUUGAGCACCCCUAGAAACACAAAACGUCAGUACUAUGAAACUACAUGAAAGAAUUUUGAAAAUCGGUCAACGGGCUGCUGAGACAUAAAUAGCUAUUUAAAUUUCAAGUUUCUUCCAAAUCUGACCGAACUCGGUAUUCGGCGUGUUAAUACCGGGUUCGUCCUAGAGUGCGGCGACACUCACUCAUGUGCCCCGAGCACAUUAUUUAUAGGCUGCUUUAGCAUUCAUCUGGGCCCAGGUCACGUUCCUACCGACUUCCUUUAUUCAUUUGUAGAGACUUCGUAGCUUCGGCAGCAGAGGCGGUGUCAUGUUCCGCCGGAUUCCAGUCCAACACAUGCUUACAGACUUCGCCUUCUGUCUUUCGUAAUGUGUGGCCGAUUCACCUCCAUUUAUGCCUUUGAAUUUCUAUUGAUAUCGGUUUUUAAUGGCAUCGUUAAUAGAACUCAGCAUGUUAAAUCCAGUAGUGAAGCCAUCAGGCUCGAAUUAUAAAACAUAUAGGCAUCGGUACAUGCUUGUAGGUGGAAUCGACUUUAGAGGUGGUACUACGGGCUCUAGAAGAUACUGCGGUCGAAAAAUAUUCACACUCGCACCAAAUGUGACGGACAUACGACCGGUAGUCCUCUACGGACAUACUCGAGGAGGAAUUGCAAUCUCUCGGAGUAUUCGGAAGACGGGUGCUUAGGACCAUAUUUGGCGGUGUGUGGCGGCCCAAGGAUAACCCACGAACUCGCCCAGCUCAAUGGCGAACACAGCAUCCAGAAGGUAGCUAAAGCCGGAAGGGUACAAUGGGCAGGGCAUGUAGCAAGAAUUCCGGACAGCAACCUUGCAAAGACCUUUUUGGAUUCCAUGCUUCGAAUGGCUGCUUCAAUCUCCUCCAGUUAUGGGCAAGGUGAAUACAAACAGGUGUAGCAGUAUGCCAAUUUCAUGAUUCAGCCAUCUUGGAUUUAUAUAUGGGGCAGCCACCGAGUUUGUUUAUGUUUUGCACCGAAAAUGAAUUUUUCACCCCCGCGCUAGUCUCUCCCAUCUACUGUCGAAGUGAGUGAACCCUGAUAUAAGAACCCUGGUUAUGGGGUUUCGGAACUACGUCGCAUCAUUGGCGGCUCUUGCCGAGAUGUUGGUGUUUAGUCGGGAAUCGAAACUUGAAAAGUUGCUCGAAGUGCUCGAACCAUCGUUUCAGCUAAUCAGUUGGCUCGGUAAUUAACUAAUUAGUCGCAUCUUUCACUGGCAUCUCUGGACUCAUGCUUUCUCCACGCAAACGUCGUGAGCUACAUUCAUCGUCAAAACAAAUAUUCUGUCUCUUAUUAUUAACAUUCGGUUAUCUUAGUAGUUAUCUUAUGUUAUUGAAUCCGUAAUAUAAACGUCGUAUUAUUUAAAUCCCAUGCAGUAUUUUGAAAAUGUGUGACACGACUUGGGUUGGUGUUAUAUCGAAUUCGAAUAUAUUAAAACAUAAAUAGUAAACGACUAUAGCGCAGUGUAGAUCAAAAUCAUCCGAAGACACGUUUCAAAACUCUUAAUUAUAAUUCUCGAAAGUUUUAAUUAGCCGUGAAUGCUCACAUGUGGUGUUUUUCUUUUCUUCGGUGGUAGAACAAUGUGCGAUGCUGAUGAAAAUCACAGUUUUAUUUCAUGAAGUAAGCUAUGGCGCACUUCAUCGCAUUGUACAAAUCCUUAGUCCAUAACUCGGCAAAAUUCUAGCGAUACUUUCACUAGUGAGAUAUUUACAUUGUUCGUGUAGUAGAAUUGGCAAAAAUUGCAUAUAAAUAAUGCGGGAAAUAAAAUUAAGUAACUUAUUCUCCCGUUUCAAUCAUAUUAGUUCAUUGCGAAGGGUGAUAUACCUACCUUUAGAUAAAUAAGCGUGCAAUCUAGUUUAGGUUAAAAGCAGAUAUCAUUAAAAAUGAUGAGAGGUAAGCGAAAGAUACUAAUUGGAGAAAAAAAACUAAUCGGAAACUAUUAAAGAGAAGCAGGUUUUGAGUGGUUUUAAUUUGCUGGCAAUAGUAACAUGGAAUGUUUGACAUAGAAGUUUUAAAAAAGCUUUGAAGGGACUAAUGUUGGGAUCAUUGCAUAUGCAGUCACGAUAGUAUACAGGAAACCAGAGCAAGGCUUGUUCUGAGCUUGUGAAAGCAGAAAAAUACUGAAGACAGAUGGAAUAAAUAUCAAGUAAAAU